AGGCGGAGGCGCAACAAGCUCCUUGGACGCCGAAAUAAGUACACUAUCUUGAUUUUCCCUUGGAAUUGGCGAAACUCAUUUAUGGUUUUAUAGCCCUGGACUAUAAGUUGAACAUACGUAGCGCAACAGAUAUGGUGAUGGCGUGGUCAUGUGUGCAGCCAGCGCUGUGUGUGUGGGGAUGGUUUUAACAGACGCUGUUCUGGAGGACUCAGGAACACUGCACUGGCCUGGAGAAGCCUCUUAAACAAAACACCUACACACCACACACACCUUGAACACAAGAUUUACACUUACACACUCCGCCAUCGUGCUGUGAGAAAGGACACAAACGCACGGACACUUAACACUAGCUUCACCUAGCAUACAAACACAUUUGCACAUUCUGUGUGUGUGUGUGUGUGCGUGUGUUUUUUAGCCUUUCUACGCGGAAAAACGUUUUUUCUCUCUCCUGUGUGAGAGUGUACAUCGCAUUUCUUCUGCUUGUCCCACCUCCACCGCAACAAUGCCAAGCUCCACCAUCCGCCGGCAGAUGAAGAACAUGGUGAACAACUACUCUGACGCAGAGAAGAAAGUCAGAGAGGCCACCUCCAACGACCCCUGGGGCCCGUCGUCUUCGCUCAUGUCCGAGAUUGCCGACCUCACUUACAACGUGGUGGCCUUUAGCGAGAUCAUGAGCAUGAUCUGGAAGCGGCUAAACGAUCACGGCAAGAACUGGCGCCACGUCUACAAGGCGCUCACCCUGCUCGACUACCUGAUCAAGACGGGCUCGGAGCGAGUGGCGCUGCAGUGCAAAGAGAACAUCUUCGCCAUCCAGACGCUGAAGGAUUUCCAGUACAUCGACAGGGACGGCAAAGACCAGGGCAUCAAUGUGAGGGAGAAGAGCAAGCAGCUAGUGGUGCUACUCAAAGACGAGGACCGCCUCAAAGGAGAGAGGUCUCAGGCUUUGAAGACCAAAGAGCGUAUGGCCCAGGUAUCCACAGGGAGCAGUCAGAUGGGAUUUGGUCGAGGCUCAUCUCAGCCCAACCUCUCCACUUCCUACAGCGAAGAGUACGGCCGGUCCGAGGGCUCACCUGCCUCUUACCACGGCUCCACGUCUCCCAAUGCUGGCUCAGAGCUGGAGCAGGCCAGACCUCAGACCAGUGGAGAGGAGGAACUACAGCUUCAGCUGGCUCUGGCCAUGAGCAGAGAGGCUGCAGAGCAGGAGGAGCGCAUACGCAGAGGAGACGACCUGAGACUACAGAUGGCCUUGGAGGAGAGUAAGAAAGAAGGUCCAGGCUCAGCAAAACUGGCCAAGAAGAAGAAAGAGCCACAGUCAUCUUUGAUGGAUCUGAUGGAUGUCCCAGAGCCUGGCGCCAGUGCUGACCCCUGGGGUGGCAGGGCUGGGGCCGGGGCCGGUGCUGGAGCUGGAGCUGGAGCUGGAGCUGGAGCUGGAGCUGGAGCUGGAGCUGGAGCUGGAUCAGCAGACCCUUGGCAGCCUUAUGGCUCUACCCCUAAACCAGCAGCCCCAGUGGACCCAUGGGGUGCUCCUCCUUCUGUUCCACCCAUGAAGAGCCAUGAUCCCUGGGCAUCAAACUCUACUCCUGCUUCUGACCCCUGGGGCUCUGCAGCCACUCGUCCCAAGGCUUCCAACACAGAUAGCUUUGAUCUCUUCAGUGCAUCGAACGGUACGUCCAAAGAGGACUUCUCAGAGUUUGACAGCCUGCGCUCCUCCUCCUCUGUCCCCACCGGUGAUGGGGGCGUAGCAUCAUCUGUUCCCUCCCAAGCCAGCCUUGCCAGCAGUAGCAGCCUGGACCUCUUCGACCCCCUUCCCACCUCUUUCAGCACCACAAACCCAACUAGAAAGACUCCAGAGUCCUUCCUGGGUCCCAAUGCUGCCCUGGUCAAUCUGGAUUCUCUGGUGACCAAACCAGCUCAGCCACCACCAGUCAUCAACCCAUUCUUGGCUUCAACAGGUGGAACUGCUGCAGCUCCAGCAGCCCAUGCCAACCCCUUCCAAGUGAGCCAGCCAGUUCCCCCGACCCUCAACCAGAUGCGUGUCAGCCCCAUGCCCGCUGGGUUCGGCACCAUAGCUGAACCCAUGGCCAUUUCUUCCCUGCCUGCUCAGCCCAUCGCCAUGGUCCCUCUGGCAGGAAUGGCCCCCAUGGGCCUCAUGAUGCCCGGAAUGGGGGCUGGCGCCGUGGGAGGGGUAGGUACUAGUGCGGGGAUAAGCGUUAGCAUCCCGGCCUCCAUGUCUAUGCCUCAGCCGCUCAUGAGCAUGCCCCCCCAGGCCGGGACCCAGCCCACCGGAACCACCAACCCCUUCCUUUUGUGAAAGGAUGACUUCCACCCAGAGUAACCCCUCCUCUCUCUCUCUUUCUCUCUUCCACUUUGGCUCCUUACGAAGCUUCAACAUGAACAAGGAGAUGUCUUAUCCCAUGUAUCCCUUUUAUAACCAACUCCCAGCCAGGUCGUAGUCAAAACCAGGCUUCCUCCUAUCUUAUCAGACUUCCGCUUCUCUCUAUUUCUCUCAGUGCUACAAGCUGCCUAGUCCUGUGUGUUCCAUACUGAUCUGACGAUGAUGUUGAUGACCACAAAGCAUUUGCAUCUGUCUACAGACUUACAGAGUAGCAGGGGUGUUUACAGUUUUUCCACAGAGGCAAGACCGGACCUAGUGUCUCCUCUACUGUCCUCCUCUCAUUCACUCGCCUCCUCUCCCUUAGGACUGCUCUUUUCCUCUUCUUCUGUGGUGGAGUGACAGGAGAGUCUGACUGUACUAACGCCAGGAUCUUAUCUCUUCAGUAGAGCUAAUCUUUUAUAAGCCCUGUCAGCUGAAAGUGUGUGUGUAUGUAUGUGCGUGUGUGUGUGUGUGUGCGCACAUCUUAGUACUUUUACACUGUGUAUAUUCCAGUGGGUUUUAAUUCACACACUGGAGUAUGGAUGAGAGAGACAGUCAGAUGUGUUUAUACUCUGUGUGUAUGUAUGUGUAUGUGCGUGUGUGCGUGUUACUAAGCAGGGAUUUUGCACAAUUUUUUGCUUUUUUAAAAUUUUUCUUUCUGCCACUGUUGGGCUCACCGUUACACCUUAGCUUAGGGAGAGAGGCUAGCCGCUAAACAAAUAGAGGACGAGACGACCCACACUGCCUCGGCUCUCGGUACCACUCGGUCACAACUCUCAUCUGGUCACUUCAGUUCACCGCAGAACUUUCCCCAACCCUUCCACAAGAACUUUGACCCUACGGGGUCACGGGAUUUACACUGAACGCUUAUCAAAGGAGAUGAUGAAUCCCUUGUCCUUAAGGGGUUGAAAAAGAUGAGUUAACGCAAUUUUUGUUGAGUGUGUGUGCUUGCAGGCGUACUGUUAAUGCUCAGAUACUAACAGCCACAUGUCAAUGUUUGUGUCACUGAGUCUCCCCCGGUGUGUGUUUUAGAGAAGACAUGAACUGCGAUGGCAUCAGUAUUUUGCCAUCUGAAUUCAAGGAGCGGCAUCGUGGGAAAUAUCUUUUUUUUGGUUUUGUUUUUAGGGUCAAAGGGAAGAGGGAGGUGUGUGUGUGUGUGUGCGUGUGCGUGCGUGCGCAGUUUGCAUGAGAGAUAUGCUUAGCUUCCAAGUGUACUUUAAUGAGCAAGUUUUUCCAUUUCUCAUUUAGUUAAGUUGAAGAGAGAGCUGUUUUCAAGUAAGAUCCUUAAGUCGAAACAAGUGGUAAUGUAGACAUCUGCAGCCUUAAGUGUGCCCGUGUGUGCGCGCAACCACAUAUCAACGACUGUUCCUAUAGCGACAGCGUUGCCAAGAAAGCUCCAGGUUUAAAGGGCACGUCAGCCACUCAGCAUCGUGAAGCGAGUUAUACCUCCGAGUGGAUUUACUGUGGCUAAUCUAUCUACAAGAACUUUAUCUGGUGGACACACACACACACACACACACACACACACACACACACACACACACACACACACACACACACACACACACACACACACUCUCACUAACGGUGGUUGUUCCUGUACUGGUCUAUUGAUAGCCCAGGGAAUCCCACAGCAAGAAAGCGAGACAGGUCAUGUAAACAAGCAGUUGUUAAUUUUGUUGGUUACUUUUUGUUGUUAUUUACUCGUUAGAUGUAAAUCCAUAGCUAAGCCUUUCUGAGUUUUGGAGCUGUGUACUAGCUUAAGCCAUGUAUCAUCUUCAUUCUCUUUUGUCUAUUUUCUGUCAUUCUAGUUUUUUCACCCUAUGGGUAGGCUAUGUAAUUCUCUUCUCUUAGAAGCACAACUGUUACCAAAGUCAUAGCGACUGUGAUUUCUGAGGAUGUAAUACUUUUGAGUAGAUGAACAGUAGGGUCACACUUCACUGACAUUUUUUUUUCUUUUCAGUUUAUGGAUGCUCAUGAUAUCAGACUCCCAUUGUUGUUGUUUUUUUUAAUAUUUCAGAGCUAUUUUACCGUUUGUUCAAAAGUUUGUGUAAGAAAGUGUUACUGUUGGCUAAAUAUCGGCA
This is a messenger RNA of Scomber scombrus (Atlantic mackerel), 4458 nucleotides long. RefSeq names its product epsin 2 (gene epn2). Gene Ontology annotation, cellular component: plasma membrane; endosome; clathrin vesicle coat. The record is from RefSeq and is a predicted model, not a curated record. Gene Ontology annotation, biological process: endocytosis. Lineage: Eukaryota; Metazoa; Chordata; Actinopteri; Scombriformes; Scombridae. The coding region runs from base 503 to 2311 and encodes 602 amino acids. Gene Ontology annotation, molecular function: clathrin binding; phospholipid binding. The transcript is spliced from 10 exons.